AACAUGACAACUGUCGACACAAAACAAAACAACUGUGCGAACAUUUUAAUUUAAUUUAAAUACAAAAACAUUUUAACGAGGGAAAUUCAAUCAAGUGUAAACGAGUUAAGCGAAAAUGAGUGUGGAACAAUUUGCCCAGGAAUGCCUCAAUGCCCACAAUAAAUAUCGCGCACUGCACCAUGCCCCACCGCUAGGGUUGAGUCCCAAACUGAAUGCAUUGGCCACCAAUUGGGCCCAGCAUUUGCUGGCCAACAAUCGCAUGGAGCAUCGUCAGAAUAGCGGAUAUGGCGAGAACAUUUAUAUGGCCAUGGGUGGGAAUAUGUCUGCAAGCGAUGCUGUGGACUCCUGGUACCAGGAGAUCAAUCAAUACAAUUGGCACAGUCCUGCCUUCAGUAUUAGCACGGGACACUUUACCCAAGUCGUGUGGAAGAACUCCACAGAGUUGGGUGUGGGAUUUGCCAAAAGAGGAAACGUCAUUUACGUUGUGUGCAACUACAAUCCGCCUGGAAACUACAACAAUAUGUUCCGCGAAAAUGUCUUGCCCUGAGGUCGCUAAAAGCAAAUGGAAAUUUAAGGCAUUCCAAAGAUAUUUAUGAAGCAUUACUUUAAAACAUUCC
Molecule: messenger RNA, 617 nt
Organism: Drosophila guanche
Lineage: Eukaryota; Metazoa; Arthropoda; Insecta; Diptera; Drosophilidae
Product: Golgi-associated plant pathogenesis-related protein 1
Exons: 4
Coding region: 116-547 (143 amino acids)
Cellular component (GO): extracellular region
Source: RefSeq, a predicted model, not a curated record